Balearica regulorum gibbericeps (East African grey crowned-crane) is the source of this 1527-nucleotide messenger RNA. The record is from RefSeq and is a predicted model, not a curated record. Lineage: Eukaryota; Metazoa; Chordata; Aves; Gruiformes; Gruidae.
UCUCAAGCAUCUGGACUGCCUGAGUACAUAAAGAUUGUAGAAGUUGGGCCAAGGGAUGGAUUACAAAAUGAAAAGGUGAUAGUACCAACUGAUACCAAAAUUGAGUUAAUCAACCGGCUUUCCAAAACAGGCCUGCCUGCAAUAGAAGUGACCAGUUUUGUUUCAUCCAAAUGGGUGCCUCAGAUGGCAGAUCACAAAGAAGUAAUGAGGGGCAUUGAGCGGCAUCCUGGAGUUCAGUAUCCUGUUCUCACACCUAAUCUUCAAGGUUUUCAUUCUGCUAUUGCAGCAGGGGCUACAGAAGUCUCAGUAUUUGGUGCAGCAUCUGAAUCUUUUAGCAAAAUGAAUAUUAAUUGUUCAAUUGAAGAAAGCAUAGAAAAAUUUGAAGAAGUUGCUAAAUCUGCAAGGAAUAUGAAUGUUCCAGUGCGUGGGUAUGUGUCAUGUGCAUUGGGAUGCCCAUAUGAAGGAAACAUCAUACCAGCUAAAGUGGCAGAAGUAUCUAAGCGGCUGUACAGUAUGGGCUGUUAUGAAAUCUCUCUGGGGGACACAAUUGGUGUGGGGACUCCUGGAAGUAUGAAAAGAAUGUUGGAAGCUGUUAUGAAAGAAAUUCCUCUGAGUGCCCUUGCUGUUCACUGUCAUGACACGUAUGGCCAGGCGUUAGCCAAUAUCCUCACAGCUAUACAGAUGGGAGUUGCUGUAGUGGAUUCAUCAGUUGCAGGACUGGGUGGUUGUCCCUAUGCAAAAGGUGCUACUGGAAAUGUAGCCACAGAGGAUGUGAUAUACAUGCUUAAUGGUCUGGGGAUCAAUACAGGAGUAAAUCUUUAUAAAGUGAUGGAAGCUGGAAACUUCAUCUGUACAGCUUUGAACAAGAAAACAAACUCAAAAGUUGCACAAGUUUCCUUCAAUACUGGAACUAUCAAUUAGAUGGAUUUUGCAGCUUAAUUACGUUUGUCAUCUACCUUGACCAAGGACAUUUAUAUCAAGAAAACAAAUAUAAGAAAACCAUUUCAGCAAAGAACCAAAAUAGAACUCAUAUAUAACUUUUUAUUUUGGGAAGAGUUACUCUACUGUACUGUCUUGUCAAGAAUUGUCUGAUUUGUUGGUAAGACAUAUGUGACUGUAGUACAGAACCCUAUGCUUGGUACUUCUACAGAUGAGAAAAAUAUAUAAAUGCCAGGACAUUUUACCAUGUUUUAAAUUGAAUUUUAGUUCUUUUCAGGAAAACUGAAUAGAAGCAGCAAAUGUAUAGUUAAUUUUUAAUCAAGAUGACUUUUAGAACAGUACAAAUAUUUGCAGUAGUUUAUGAGAUCCCACACUGUGUGUGGCCAUUCUAUUAUGUGUUUUAUUUAUCUGAAUCUUUACUUUUCAUUUGUCAAGUCAGUUGUGUUAUGAACAUGGAGCCAAAUCUGAAUUCACCAUAAGAAUUUUUUAGCAAUAGCACUUUUUUAUUUCUGUUUUGUUUAACAUCUGUUAAGUAUAUUGAUGACUUUAUCUUGUUCCAAGACUUUGUGGUGAAUGGAAGUCUGCCAG